AUGAAGCCCACCACCGAUGGGCUCUUUGCUUCUCAAUCAUCCUCCUUCUCGUUUCCGAGAUUCCGCGGCCAACUUCCGAUUACCUUCACUGCCAAGCUGAAGAAGAAGAAUCCAAACGUCGUGACUCUCUCUCUCAAUCCCGAUGAUUCAGAUGUUUCCUCCUCCAGAGUCUCCUGCUCCCGCCGCGCAAUUCUCGUCGCACCACCGCUCCUCCUCGCCGCCGCUUCGUUUUGGCCGUCUAUUUCUUCAGCCGCCGUGGCGGAGGUUUCGGCGGAAUCAGUGGCUCCUCCUCCUCCUCCCGUCGCCACUGCUCCUCCUCCGCCGCCUGUAUCUGUAGCGAAGGAAGAUGCGAUUACCUCUAGAAUCUACGACGCGACGGCGCUCGGUGAGCCGAUGGCUGUCGGGAAAGACAAGAAGAGAGUGUGGGAGAAGCUUCUGAACGCGAGGAUCGUGUACCUCGGCGAGGCGGAGCAGGUGCCUACAAGAGACGACAAAGACUUGGAGCUCGAAAUCGUGAGGAACCUGAGAAACCGAUGCGUCGAGAGCGAGCGUCAGUUAUCUCUGGCAUUGGAAGCAUUCCCUCUUGAUUUGCAGGAACAGCUAAAUCAAUACAUCGAUAAGAGGAUGGACGGAGAGACACUGAAGUCGUAUGUGUCACAUUGGCCAGCUCAACGCUGGCAAGAGUAUGAGCCUCUUUUGAGUUACUGUCGUGAUAACGCAGUUAAACUCAUUGCCUGUGGCACUCCGCUCAAGGUUUUGAGAACUGUUCAAGCUGAAGGUAUACGUGGUCUUUCAGAGUCUGAGCGUAGACUAAACACUCCUCCUGCGGGUUCCGGGUUUAUCUCAGGGUUUACUUCCUUCUCACGUAGUUCGUCACUCAAUAUGAACCCCCUCACACAGAUUGUUCCGUUUGGACCGAGCUCUUACUUGUCGGCGCAAGCUAGAGUCGUUGAAGACCAUACGAUGUCACAAGUCAUAUUACAAGCUGUUGCGGAUGGAGGUGGGACUGGUCUACUGUUGGUAGUGGCUGGCGCGAACCAUGUUGAGUAUGGUUCGAGAGGAACAGGAUUGCCGGCGAGAGUCUCAAGGAAGAUUCCGAAGAAAAGUCAGCUUGUUGUAUUGCUUGAUCCUGAAAGACAGUUCUUGAGGAAAGAAGGAGAGUCUCCGGUUGCUGAUUUCCUGUGGUACUCUGCGGCCAGACCAUGCAGCAGAAACUGCUUUGACCGAGCGGAAAUCGCUCGGGUCAUGAAUGCUGCUGGUAGGAGACGCGAUGCUCUUCCACAGGACAUUCAAAAAGGAUUAGACCUUGGUCUGGUGUCACCUGAGAUUCUACAGAAUUUCUUUGAUCUGGAGCAGUAUCCUCUUAUUGCGGAGCUUACACAACGGUUUCAGGGUUUCCGAGAAAGGCUACUGGCAGAUCCCAAAUUCCUAAACAGAUUAGCCAUUGAAGAGGCUAUAUCGAUAACAACGACACUUGUAGCUCAAUAUGAGAAGAGGAAAGAAAACUUCUUUGAAGAACUCGACUAUGUUAUAACUGAUAGCGUAAGAGCAUCAGUCGUCGAUUUCUUCACAGUUUGGCUGCCUGCACCAACCUUGUCGUUUCUCUCGUAUGCUGAUGAGACAGCGAGGCCAAACAGCAUAGACGCUCUAAGAGGACUCCUAGGAUCCAUACCUGACAAUGCAUUUCAAAAAAGCCUUGGUGGAAAAGAGUGGAGCCUGAAUCUUAGGAUUGCUUCAGUUAUUGUCGGUGGCUUGAAGCUUGCUGGUGUUGGAGUUGUUUCCAGUUUUGCAGCUGUGGGAUCUUCGAAUGCUUUGUAUGCAAUACGAAAGCUCAUUAAGCCAGAGUUGGCUGUUUCUGAGAAAGCAAAGAGGUCUCCUAUGCUGAAGACGGCCGCUGUAUAUGGUGGUUAUCUGGGAACAUCAUCAAAUAUCCGUUAUCAGAUAAUUGCUGGGCUAAUAGAGCAUCGCAUUUCUGACGAGCUUUCUUCUCAACCUCUACUUGUAAACAUGAUUUCAUUUGUUGUCAGAGUAGCCAAUUCCUACUAUGGAACUCAGCAAUGGAUUGAUCUUGCGCGCUCUACGGGUUUGCAAACUCAGAAAAGUGUCCCAGCUUCCAACCAAAUCCCAGAGGCUUUGAGCCAACCUACAGUGGAAUACACUACUAUCGAAGAGGCAAACGUUGAUGAUCUCAAGAAUCAGUGA
Thlaspi arvense is the source of this 2202-nucleotide messenger RNA. The record is from the annotation of a GenBank genome assembly. NCBI's taxonomy places the organism in Eukaryota, Viridiplantae, Streptophyta, Magnoliopsida, Brassicales, Brassicaceae.